UUAGCCAUGUUGCCAGGCUGUUGCCAGGUAUUUAUGCUUGGCAAAUAGCGCGAAUCUGUAGUAGACAUUUUUCACAGCCCCAAAUCGGAGCUAAUAAGUGGAAAUAUUUUCGAGUUAUGCCAGCGAAUCUGCGGCCCAACACAAAUGGCAAUUCGCCCGAGGAUUGGCAUGUCUUUGAGCUCCUAUGUGGAAAGGCAUCGUUGUCGACAUCGUUGCCGUCCUCAUUGCCAAUGUCACCGGUACCAGCAACAAUCGCUGCACGCUCCAAUGUUAUGCUCGACAACUCAUGUGGCAACACAGGGAUUACAGUUACAGAGCAUCAUCACGGCAUCGAUGUGACGACAACGUUGCGCAGUGAAUUGGCUGCGUUGACCUACAAAAAGGAGCGUCUAACCAGCGAGCUAGCUGAAACCCGCGGCGCAUUGUGUGGUCGCGAAUCGGAUGUGGAGAAUUUGCGAGCACAGGCAGCACGCCAGACGGCGUUGAUUGCGUCGCUGCAGAGUCGCCUCCAAACGGCAGAGAAUCGGGAGCAGUCGGUGCAGGCGCGUUGCGACAACACGAUACACACCGUGCAGCGGGAAAAGCGUUGCUCGGAUGAGCGCAACAAGGAGCUGUUGUGCAAAAUUCAGCAUUUGGAGUCGCAUGCCGCCACUGAGGAGGCCCAGAAGGAGCAAGCCAAGGGCCAGCUGCACGAUCUGCUGCGCCGCUUGAGCGUCUGCUUGGGGAUGGAUGUGUGCGAGAGCAAUCCGAAUAAUCAUGCGACGCCAGAGUGUGUUGUCUCCCGUACCGAGGAGGUGAUGAUUGAGUUGCAGCGUGCCAAGGCCAAGGUCACCUCCACCUGCGAUACGCUCAGCUCCUGUGAGAACGAGCUACUCAAUCUCAAGUCGCUGGCGAACAUUGAGAAGCAGCGUCUGAGUGCCCAGCUCGACGGUGCAGGCAAUCACAAUCAUGAGCUGGAGGGGCGUUGCCGACAAUACGAACGGGAUUUGCAGUUGCAACGGGAUCGUCUAACCGAAUCGGAAAUCAAUGGCGAGAAACUGAAGGAGGAGCUGCGUGGAUUUGAGUCGCGUUGUCAUCGUCUUCAAAACAAUCUGGAUCGCAUUCAGUCGGAUCGUCUGCAGUUCCUGCGCACACUCAGCCAUCUGCUCAAUGUGCCCGAGCCCUGCGAGACUCUGAUCAAGGACAAGCUGCGAGAGCUCCUCGGCGAAAAUCAGGCAAUGCAAGCGCAAAUGCAUUCACUGCGUGAUCAGCUGAGCAACGAGCACGAGAAACUGAAGGAGGCACACGAAUCGACGGAAUGCCGCCUGCGUUCGGGCGAAGCACAGAAAUGUGAGCUGUCGGAGAGACUGGAGAAAUGCCACGCUGAAAUACAUACACUGCGCAAGGAACAUAUGGGUCUGUCGGAGUUCCUGCAGCGACUGGCAGGUGCACUCAACUGGAGCGAGUGCUCGGCACCACCGGCUCUGGGCACCGAUACAAAUCUCAUGGCGGAGAGUCUGUUGGAGCGUGCCGAGCGCCUGGCGUCGCAUUGUGAGCAUGAGGUGGCUGUUGUUAUGGACAAGGGAAGCUGCUGCGAUCAUCAUCAUCAUCAUCAGCAUCAUUCGGGGCAUCAUGGUGGUCAGGGCAAGCUGCGUCGCGAAAGAUCCUGCCACGAUAUACCCCUGAAGGAGAGCAGCAGCGUUUACAAUUUGCAGCGUCGCGUUCGCGUUUUACGGGAGCAAGUGCAGCGUCGGGAUUUGCAUUUGGAGCUGCUGCGUCGCAAGCUGGCCAUCAUUGAGGAUGGGGCAAGGGGCAAGUGCAUGUUGCAGGGGGAGCGUGAUGAGGCUGUUUGUCGAGCCAAAAAGGCCGCCAAACAGGUGGACAAGUUGAGCGCACAGCUUGCCGAUGCACGCUCCCAAAUCGCUGAGGUCAAGGCCCAGCUGGCGGAGGCCGUUGAGUACAAGAUCACAUCGUUGGAGCGGGCACGCAAAAUCGAUGAGUUGACCACACAGAUCUGUGAUCUGGAGGAUGAGAAAACCCGACUGCUCUCCCAGCUGAAUGCAAUGAAGGAGCGGUUGAAGUCCUCCUGCGAGUCCAAUCAAAAUCGACGCUGUCGCGACGAGGCCUUAAUCAAUUCCUUGCGUGACGAUGUGAGUCGCCUCAGUGCACAGCUUUCGGAUGCAAACCAAAGGCUCUCACAUUUGCAAUCCUUCCGCACUUCGGUUGCUCGCACUCUGCACUUGAGGGAUCUGCCCGAAACGGAUUUGCUGCAUCGUUUGCAGGCACUGUGCUCAGCCCACCAGGAGUUCACGCUGCUCUCGAAGCGCUUUGAGACUGCCUCCCCAGUUGGGGAUCAUCCAUGUCCGCGAUUUGAUGAUCCUGUGCCGCCCUCUAGCCACUGUCGCCCACCGCGUGAUCUGAGUCCAAAUGCAACGCAUCAUCAUCAGAGUCACGCCCACUCUCAUUCGCACUCGCAUGGCCACGUCCAUGGGCGGCAGCAGCAGCAUCAGCAGCACAGGCAGCGCAGCAAGAGUCGCGAUAAGCGUCUCCACGACGAAUGCUUUGAUUCGGAUGUGCAUCGAUUGCAUCACGGUUGCAAGGAUCAGUUGCUGGGCAAUAAUUCUGGUGGCAGUUGCGACGAGGAUUACGACUUUAAAAGCAAAUAUUGUUAGUCCGACAGUUUUUCGAUCCUUAAAUGUAUAUUCCACAUUUUUGAUAACCUACUUUAAUAAAUAAUAAAUGUAUUUUA
Molecule: messenger RNA, 2728 nt
Organism: Drosophila grimshawi
Lineage: Eukaryota; Metazoa; Arthropoda; Insecta; Diptera; Drosophilidae
Product: coiled-coil domain-containing protein 170
Exons: 5
Coding region: 117-2651 (844 amino acids)
Source: RefSeq, a predicted model, not a curated record